AUGGUUUCUUACAUUGUGUGCGUUGUUCUACUUACAUGUGGAAUUGCUUCCGGUCGGUUUGCUAGCGAGCCGGAAAACAUUUCUCCUGCGACAACCAAAAGCGUCGUUCUCAGGUGCGACCCAGACGUGAGGAACGCCGCUGUUGUUCUUACUAUCAACAUCAAGAAGAAAGACAGUGAUGCAGGACUGAAAACAGCACCUUCUGCGACUGUGGCCCCGACUGGUAAAGUAGUCAAUAAUGAGGAGACAAAUCCGAAACAAGAAGAAGUUGACACGACCACCACCACCACAUGGUCACCACUAGGUUUUCCCAUACUGAAACCUCUGCCACAUAGCUCCAGGAAACGGCGGGACACGGCCGGCGAGUUUGUCAGGGCAAUGAUUACUGCUACAAACGACACGGACAUCGUUCCAAGGGAUGACAGAUUCCAGGUGAACGGAGACAUCAAAGCCCCGCCUCACCUGUCUGUGUUCAUCAGUAACCCACGGCUCAAGGACAUCGGCCUCUACGAGUGUGAGGUCACUAUCAUAGACCACAAUGGCGCCCUGAAGACUUUCUCGGAGCUGACCCAGAUCAGAGAAGUGGUUGAGAUGACAGUACAGGAUUUGGAGCAGCGGGUCAAGCAGCUAGAGGACGAUCGACAGUCCAACACAGCAUCCAUGCAGGAUAUGAAGAAGGCGGUGGAUAGUUGUGUGGAAGCCAACAAGUUUGUGAAGGAAGACAUCGCGGCCCUACAGAAGAAAACUGAUGAUCUUAUGAACACUAUCACGGAACUUAACAAGGAGGUGAGCAGUACCAGAUUGUCCACUGGCGGCGAUAGCCAAAAGAAACCAGACCCCAGGCGUAUCGGUGACCAGUAUGCUGAAGGAGACCCUCGUAGUGAUGAACUCUUCAGACUGAACGCUAGAAUCGACGAGCUGAUCACAAACCAACUCCAUGCCCUGGCUAAGAACUUCAAGGAGCUGCGCGAUUACGCGAGUUACACGCGCGAGAGACUGUUUUCUCUUGAAAAUGUCAGGGGAUUACACGAGAAACGUCUGAAAACAUUGGAAGAUUUUGAAUGGAUAGGAAUCAAGGAAAGCUUGCAGGCCAUUGAAUUGAGGACGCUACCUGUGCUCAUAAUGAAUGUUACUGACGCGAGCAAAAAUAUCACAGACUUAUACAGUCGCCUUGAUACGUGCUGCGGAGACACUCCAGUGGUAGAAACAACCCUACCAUCAUCAUCAUCAUACUCCUCACUGUCAUCACAAGUACUGUCAUCACAAGUACUGUCAUCACAAGUACUGCCAUCAACACAAACUGCGGCAGUAACAGAAGAGCUGAUCCCCAACUACACCGGGCCAGCAUGUUUUGUGUGUGGUAACAACAUCACAGAGGAGAAAUGUCCUGUCACACACAGGAACAAGACAAGUGCCUGCCUUCCUCAUGAACGAUUUUGCAUCACCGAUCUCUACCAGGACGGAAUGGCUCGACAUAUUUACAAAAG
This is a messenger RNA of Candidula unifasciata, 1487 nucleotides long. The record is from the annotation of a GenBank genome assembly. Lineage: Eukaryota; Metazoa; Mollusca; Gastropoda; Stylommatophora; Geomitridae.